Molecule: messenger RNA, 1255 nt
Organism: Racocetra persica
Lineage: Eukaryota; Fungi; Glomeromycota; Glomeromycetes; Diversisporales; Gigasporaceae
Source: the annotation of a GenBank genome assembly
ACCUUCUGACGAGAUUAUUCUUUUACAGGAUCUAUCUAUAACUAACCAAAAACAGCUAGACUAUAAGCAAAUGAAUAACCAGCUCUACCUAGCUGAACUAAAUGAUAGAAAGCUACGUAGCAAGGUAUGCCUACAUACAGCCAAUAAUGACCAAAUUCCAAGGAGUGAAGAGUUAUCUGAUAAAUCUGAGUCUAAAGCAACUAUUAACAUGGAAGAGUUAGAUUCUGAUUCAUCAAGUGAUUCUUCUAGCUCAGAAGAUUUGUCAAAAAACUCUGAUCCAAGUGAAUUAGAGGAUUCAGACAAAAAAAAAGAGAAGGAGCCCAAUUUACUAAUAAAAGAACCUCUUGAAGAUUUAAAAAUCAAAAUGCUUAACAGAAAUAGAAAAAUAUAUAUUCAUAACCCAUAUGAAGUACCUAAUUAUGAUGCAGUAGACUUAAAUAAGAAACAGUAUAACUUAUUUAAGAAACAAUGUGAAAUUAACCAAGAUCAGAAAUAUCUAAUAGAAAUCACAUGUAAUGGCACUUGGCAGGGAAUCCAAGAAGCUAUCACCUGUACAGGAAGAUCAAAAUCCUAUAGAGAUUUAAAACUGGUACUAAAAAAAGAGCAAAAGAAACAAAUUAAAGAUAAUUUGGAAGCUAUACUGAGUCAAACCAAAAAUACUGACGUCAUGGUCUUAUUAGAAAACUUAGCAGCUAACAAAUGUCAUGGAGUGCAAAUAGAAGACCUCUUAAAAAUUAAGAGAACAACACAUCCUAAAAUAAAAGCAAUGAUAUUAGAAACACUAGGAAGAACUGAGAAACAAAAGCAAGAGCAAAUACGUGAAGUAUACAGAGUUUCAAAAAUAGAGGAACUAGGAAAAGAAGAAGAACAAGAAAGAUAUCAAGAUCCUCGAAAACAAGAAGCAAUAGAAAGAAUGAGAAGAAAACAAAUAGAACAAAUAUUAUUUAAAACUAAUGAAAUAUUGCUCAAAGGAUAUGUAAGUCAAUUUAGCUCUAACAUCAAGAAGUUAGAAAAGUUGCAAGAACAAACGGAAGAUGAGAAUAUAGCUAAAACACUAACAGACCUCAUAGAUCAUAUAGCAACUAUGGAUUCUAACUUCCAGAAGUUUAAAGGAAUGAAAGAUGUUUCCAAUACAAGACCUGAACAAUAUAUUAAUUUAACAGAGGCUCAAAGAAGAGCAACACAAGCCAAAUUAACAGCAAUAGAUAAUACUUCUUUAAACGAAGAAGAAAGAAAAAGAGCUAAUAAAAGAUAG